Thecamonas trahens ATCC 50062 is the source of this 1380-nucleotide messenger RNA. RefSeq lists its product as uncharacterized. The transcript has a single exon. Bases 44 to 1033 code for a protein of 329 amino acids. Lineage: Eukaryota; Apusomonadida; Apusomonadidae. The record is from RefSeq and is a predicted model, not a curated record.
GAGCGAGGCGAGGCGAGGCGAAGCGAGGCGAAGCGAAGCGAGGAUGCGGUGGGAGCGGGUGGCUCUGGUACUGGUUGUCUUCUCAUGCGGGGUGUAUGGGCUGUGGAAGUUCUUCAGUAUUGCGCUGGCAUUGGGAGUGAGUCUGGGUGGCGCAUGGGUGCUGAGGGCCAUCUACAACAUGCCCGGGCCUAGCGAGGAAGAGCUGGCUGGCAAGGACGAGGCCUUUGUCCGCGGACAGGAUUUUAUGGCCAGGAGCAUUCUAGCGGGCAUUGCUGUGGUCAUUGUGGCCACAUCAUGGGCGGCGACCUCGAUGGGCUUGAGGGCUUGGUUGGGAGGUGCUGUUCUCGUCAUCGAAAUCGUCGCCGUCUUUGUCGCCCAGCACAUGCUCCGCAAGUCGGACGCGACCUCGUCAUCCUCCCGCGAGAUGUCCCACAAGAUCGGCGUCGUCUUUGUCGGCGUGCUCCUCUUCUCGCCACCGCUUCUCUUUUGGUGGUCGCCAGAGGCGCUUGCUGCCCUGGCUUCGUGGGCCAUCUUUACCAUGGUUGCCUCAUUUCCGGCCAGCUCAGCCCGUUUGCUUGCGGUCGGAUCUGGUCUCGUCGCCAUCGCCCUCUACUGGAUCCUCGGCCUGGCACCUGCCGCCACCGCCGCGGCAUGGGCCGUCGCCUGGCGCCUCGUAUGCGUGUACUACGCCGCCGAGGACGAGCUCGAGGUGCUUCUGCUGCAGCUCCGGAUCCCGUUCUGGCUGCUGGUGGGGACCACCGCCGGCGCGCCGCUCGCCUACUACCUCAUUUCGGUCCAGGCCGUCCUGACUGUCCUCGCCGCCUGGGUCUACGCCGCUGCCUUUCUCCUUGGCGACUUUAUCCCGGACAACCAGUCGUUCGUCGACUUUGACGAGCUCGCCCGCAAGGCUCCUGACGCGGACGCCGGCGCCAAGCCCAACGCCCCCGAUGGGCCGGCCAAGCCGUCGUCGUCAAAGCCAAGCGGCCAGAAGAAGUUUGCCGGAAAGCGCGGUCGGUUUAAGAAGCGGAGCUGACUUGGUCAAGCACGUCGCGAGAGGAGUCGGCCUCGAUGUCCGCCGCAACAGAGCGUUGCGGUUGAGGACAGAGGCGUCAUGUGGCGACGAGCGCAGCCUGCUGGUGCGCAGGGCCUAGCGGGCGCUGGCCGUGCGGGUGCACGCUGCCGAGGCGGCGGCCCACAGGUCAGAGAUCGAGUACGUACACUCGGCAGGCAUGGCCUUGUAGCCCAGGGUAGAUGCCUCAAAGACAUAGAACCGCAGCGGCCACGCGCCGUACGUGGUCUGGAACUCGUUGUCGAGCGUGUCGAGAAAGACGGGCAGCCGGAGCUGGUACAGGUCGGCAAAGUGGGUGGCGGCCUCUGCAC